Cynoglossus semilaevis (tongue sole) is the source of this 2436-nucleotide messenger RNA. Its product is annotated as Krueppel-like factor 10. Gene Ontology annotation, molecular function: RNA polymerase II cis-regulatory region sequence-specific DNA binding; DNA-binding transcription factor activity, RNA polymerase II-specific. NCBI's taxonomy places the organism in Eukaryota, Metazoa, Chordata, Actinopteri, Pleuronectiformes, Cynoglossidae. Bases 800 to 2092 code for a protein of 430 amino acids. The record is from RefSeq and is a predicted model, not a curated record. The transcript is spliced from 4 exons. Gene Ontology annotation, biological process: regulation of transcription by RNA polymerase II.
CUUUAAUUUAAAAAUAAUUACACAUUAGAUACGACUUUCAUUCUAAUUAACGAGGAUGCUUAAUGAGAUGUACGAGAGUGUCUUAUUUAUUUUUACUUUCAAUUUUAUGACGUUAGUCAUGCUUUUUUGUAGUGACUAUUUAAAUCAGACGUUACCAUCUCACAGCAGUUCUGUAUGUGGUGGUAAUUGCCCAUUUGUGUGGUCAUCGGGCCAGGUCAGUUAAGUAAAUGUCUCCAGUGUGGGUUGUGUGCGUGUUUGUGUAAGCAGCUGGUGAUUUUUACAAGUAGGUGAAAGGUCCUCAGCGCAGAACAGGAGGAGGAGCAGCAGCAGCUGACCAUGCUUCCUUCACAUGCUUCUUCGUUACAUAUUUGGCUUCUUAACAACUACAAUCAAUUUGAAACGUUGUUACUUAGAAGCUAAGACAUGUCACAAGGCAUGUCUGGAGUUUUCUCAGAGGUUAGGUAAGGACCAACAGAUGAGUCACUGAAGACUCAGUCCACCAACACCACUUCUUUUACAUGCCCUGUGUUUAAAGUUAUGAAUAUUUGACCAGUUAUUCUUACAGAGAAUUUUUCUUCUUUUUACAUCCAUAGAAAGUUGCAUUAAAUAUAGAGACUAAAUGAUUACCUCCCAAAAUUAAUUUAAUUACCUUAGUGAUUACCAUGAAGUACUACAGACAAGAAAUGUUUAGUAGGCACUUAGUAAGACAUUAUUAACUCUCCUGAUCAUUUUAUCAGUAAUGUUGUAUGAUCUCACGUUCCUCUCAACUUGAGAAACUUGAUUUCUGUUCUGCUGCCAGAUGUUCAACAUGGACUCUGAGGACCUUCACUCAGCCAUGCAGAGGGUGGACGAAGGAGACAUGGAUGCUGUGGAGACUCUGAUGUCCAUGACAUAUCACUGGAAAAACAGAAGCUUUAAGGAUGGGAAUUUCAGACCUCUCACUCCAUCCUCAGACUGUUCAGGAGAAGACUGUGCCUCUACAGUUUCCACUGCUUCACAUGAUUCAACUUGGUGUAUGACACCACCAUAUAGCCCACUCCACUGCGAGGCCACACAGCUAAUCCCACAGGCAGCUGCACAUUAUCCAGAAUCUGGAAGCCCAACCUGGCAGCCAGUAGAAGACACCAAUCCUGCUGCUCCCCAGCAGAAGUUCAAGUGUACCAGUGUAAUCCGCCACACAGCAGAUGGUCAGCAAUGUGUUCACCCUAUCUUAAAAGAAUCCUGUAAAUCCUACACAAAAGACUCUUUACAACAUUUGAGCUCAGGUGAUGGCUUAAAAAACAGAGGCUCUGACCCCAGGGCUCCAACGCCUCAAAAGACUGUGACUGUGCCAAAUAUCGUAAAGGAAACACCAAACCAGAAAGCUGUUUCAUGUUCAAGUCAUGAUCCAGUUCCACCACAAUGUAUCUCCACUUUGUCUUCUGGUGCUAAUCAAGUUUCUCCUGUGCCUGUCUACUGCCAAAUCCUUCCUGUUUCUUCUAUAGCCACCACUGGUUUACAAAUGCCCCAACAAAUGAGCCAUAAACAAACCCCAGCAGCUUCGUUGGCCCAGGUUUUUGUCCUUGGAGGCCAGGUUACCCAAAGCCCUUUAAUGCUUCUUGUUCCUCAGUCAGCAGUUCCUACCAUAUAUGCUAAACCUGCACUAGUGACACAUGAUGCCAACAAGUUACCAGCUAUUGCGCCUGCACCUAGCUCCACCCCAGUGGAACAAAAACACAGCAGAGUCCAGGCUGAGCUGCCGCGUGUACGUAGUCAUGUGUGUCCGCACAAAGACUGCACUAAGACCUACUUCAAAAGUUCUCACCUCAAGGCCCAUGUGAGGACCCACACAGGUGAGAAGCCCUUCAAAUGCAAGUGGGAGGGCUGUGAGAGGCGAUUUGCUCGCUCUGACGAACUGUCUCGCCAUCGCCGCACACAUACGGGAGAAAAGAAGUUUAUCUGCCAUUUGUGCCACAGCAGCUUCAUGCGUAGCGACCACCUGUCCAAACAUGCCCGGAGACACCUGACAGCGAGGAAAACACCUAGCUGGGUGUUGGGGCUCACCCAGGCUACAGACUUUAUCCCUAAAGAUGCAACUGAAACAAAACUGUGAAUUUCAAUGUUGUUGGUUUUCCUUUUGAACAAUAACAAUGUGAAGCUCAUUAGUAAUGUACUGCUCAGGUAAGUCAGCUAUUAAAGCUUUGAUAUGACACUGUAUAUUUAGCACAUUAAAUUUAUUUGUUUGCAAAUUUAACUUAAUUUAUUUUGUUUACCUUUCAUUGAACAAAGAAUGUUGUACAGGUUCCUUUGUGCCAUAUAGGCUUGAUUUCUUGCACAUGACUACUAUGAAGGAUGAAUUACUCUUCUUUAUGUAACUAAUGCAUGUAUUUUGGCACGUGUUGGCUUUUUCUACUGUCAUCAUUUAAUAUCUGUAAAAUACAAAGACAGUGACUCGCA